Strongylocentrotus purpuratus (purple sea urchin) is the source of this 4568-nucleotide messenger RNA. RefSeq lists its product as uncharacterized. Lineage: Eukaryota; Metazoa; Echinodermata; Echinoidea; Camarodonta; Strongylocentrotidae. The coding region runs from base 122 to 2794 and encodes 890 amino acids. The record is from RefSeq and is a predicted model, not a curated record. The transcript has 21 exons.
CAUGAAAGUUUGAUAUAGCGCCAUCAUCGACAGGGUUGCUUAGAAACAUAACGCAGCCGCAAACCAAUCAAUCAUCCCACCGAGAGUAUUUUUAAAGUCGUUCAUCGCAUGAUAUAACAAGAUGGAUGAAGAAGUAGACAUCAGGAUGGCCCCGCAGCAGGAUAGCAACAAGUUUGACAUGCUCUGUGAUGGCGUCCUCAACUCAGUAGCCUUGGUACAGGCAACACUCGUAGAGUUCCUCUCUUUGAAAGAUGAGCUCCUCGUCCAUGCUCUACCCCCUACACUGAUGGCAAGGCUUAUCAUGGUGUCGGGUAGAAUAUUCAGAAGCACCAACGACCUUCAGACCCCGGUCAACGAGCUGGUGAGACUGGUCAGAGUUUUCUCUGUUUCUUGGGAGGAGAAGAGUGCCGCCCUGAAGAAACUUCACAAUGACUACGAGAGCAAGCACAAGCAACUUAAUAUCGCCGUCAGACGACUGCAGCUCCUUGAUGCACAGGCAAAGAGAAUGGCCAAGGAGAAGAGGAUCAUGAUGUGGGAGAAGCUCUUCUCAAAGGUCACCAGCUGUAGAGGUCACGGACGGAGAUGGAAGUUCCUCAUUGAUAACUUCAAGCAGAAGUCUAAAUUAGGAAUGGAGCAUCUGCAAGCCUACAUUGAGUCGUUAGACAAGGAACCUGAUUCUGACGGGGAAGGUGGAGAUAUAGACGAUAGCAGUGAGCUAGAUGGCAGGAGUCAAUCGUCAGUCAACGAACUUCAGUUACUCAGCUCAUCCGAUGAACUUGAUUUCACGGAGGAGGAAUCGGAAGACGAGGAUGAUGGCAAAGGUCAUGAGAGUAACGCCAGAGCGACUGUACAAACACAGCAGGAUGAGCUGGAUAGUGACAUAGCCACACCAGCUAGCAAGCGAGUGACUUUCAACGACCCCAAGAAAGGAUUGGGAGGGGAUGGUCCAGAGGUUAUCCCAGAGAUGGUGAUUACGGUGGAGGUUCCUGCUCCAAAGCCCCCCUCUGCUGAUAAGACUGUUUGGACUCACGAGCCGGAGUAUGAUUGGUUCUUUAAUGUCAAGGUCUUCCAUCCAGUUGGUAUCACUGGAUCAGACAUCAAAUGCAGCAUCAAUUUCAAGAAAGACUUCAAGAAGACCGAGUUUUAUGCCAGACAAGUUUCAAGGGAAAAGAGUGGUAGAGUAUCACAGCUCCGGUCUGGGCGUGGCAUGAUCGGAUCCAAAGUAGGGAAGAACAGCCAGUCUCCCAAAACAGUCACAUUACAGGUUCCUGACGAUAAAAAGCUGGAUGACAGAUGGCAGAACCUGACAUUUCCUCUCGGUGACUCUCCUCUCUUUGAUAUGGAGGAUGCUCUAAUAAAGAAGGAUGAGGCCCCAGAUGAAGCCAAAGACGGAGAGAAGGAUGGCAAGAAAGAGCCUGAAGAAGACGAUGGAGAGGAGGAAGAAGGGGAAGACGGGAAGGAGGCAUCCGGCAGGGUCCAGUCCGGUCACUCAACGGUCUCGUCCCUGGGAGGUGAGAUGCCGGUCAAGCUAGGUGUCCAUCAAGGUCAUCUAGAUGAACUGAUCGCCAUGGGUAACAUCGACCUUGCUGACCUACGAGGCGAGGACAUUCCAAUAUUUGACAGUGCUGAUGACACUGGAGAGACCAUCCCUCACACGUUCCCCAUCUAUCCCAUCAAACCCAGCAGGAAGCUCAAAGCCAGCCCAGAAGCCCCUGCAGGCUCUCUACCAAUCAUCUUCUUCUACACACGCGUACACAAGCCCUUCACCUUUGAGAAGGACACAGAGACUGCUAGUAUUACUGAGAUUGUAGAGGACCUGACUGGAGUUGAUCUGACAAAGAUGAAGAAAGAAGAUCUUAGCAUCAACAAAGAAUAUGGCGAUCGCUGCCUCUCUGCGAUGACUGUCAGAUCAGCUACCCCUUCAGAAAAACCAGAAAUGGUAUCCAAGGCAGAGCUUGAUAUAGUAAUAGAACAACACAACCAGGAACUGACUGUACUAACUGAAGAUUUUGAAUCCAGGAUUCGAGAUCUGGCUGCUGCGUUGGAAGCUGUACAGACUGAUCAACUUAACCUUCUGAGUGGAGCACCACCAGGGCAAGGAAGUGAAACUGAAGAGAACGUUGUGGAGAUGGUUGCUACUUCUAGGUCACCCUUCAGGGGCUGGACGCCCGGUAAGGACAGCCAGCUGGUCAUCCCUCAGCCACCGGACAAGGACAGGUCAAGCAACAAGAAAAAGAGCAAGAAAACCGGGGUCAAAUUGCCAGAGUGGGGCAGCGACCUACCCAAGGAUUUCUUGGAGCGGCUGCAGAUGUUCAACGAGGAGAGUGAGAGAAGACGGCAGGAGCUGGAGAAGAAGACAAAAGAUGAAGUGAGCAGUCAUAUUGAGAAGCAGCUAGCUGGGACGUAUAAACUCAGCCUGCAGGAUGUCCAGAGUCCCGAUAGAACCAAAGACAUCAGCUUGCCGGCCGUGUUCAUGCCUACUAGGACUGGGCAGCUGUACAACCCUAGAGCUCAUCAUUACUUCCAUCCGACCGGUUCUAACGGUCAUCUCAGACUCACCCAGCCUCCUUCCAUCUUCCAGCUGCCACCCUUACCGGCAAAAAAUCAAAUGUCGGUGAUCAAUCUAUUUGACAUUAGGAAGAGCAUGAACUGGGCGAUGGCACAGGAAUGGGCAGAACGCAUUCCCCAAACCCCUGCAGAGCUGUUGGCACUUACCCCCCAUCCUGGCACCCCUAUGAGCAACAAUACAGAGCCCAAGGCUUACAUGGCUGCGGAUGAUGAUACCAGGCAGUAGCAUUUAGAAAUGGGGGAGAUUUAGUGCAACAGUUUUGGAGGGACCUUUUUUUUGUGAGCUUAUGCCUCCCUGCAUGGGUAGACCACAUACCCCAAACCCCUGCAGAGCUGCUGGCCCUCACCCCUCAUCCUGGCACCCCCAUGAGCAACAAUACAGAGCCCAAGGCUUACAUGGCUGCGGAUGAUGAUACUAGGCAGUAGCAUUUAGAAAUGGGGGAGAUUAGUGUAAAAGUUAUGGAGGGACCUUUUUUUGUUGUUGUGGUGAGCUUGUGCCUCCUCGUAUGGGCAGACCCCACACCCCUAAACUUUGUUUUAUGUCUUCCUUUCAUAUUUCAACUUUCAUAGUCAAUUAUAUUUCCUUGUAAAGUAUUACGCCGGUGACCAAAAAUCAACAUUAAGUUUGCCCAUCAGGGGGGUGUUUCACAAAACUUGUCAUUAGUGACAAAUGACAGUUUUUGUUAUAAGCUUGUGAAAUCGCUUGCUUCUGAUUGGUUAUCAGCAGAUUUGUCACUGACUUUUGUCAUCUGUCAUUGAAAUAGGGCUUUGUGAAACACACCCCCAGUACUUCAUUCUCUGUCAUCUGACAUCACAAACAUGUUAAACAAAGUAUUGAACAAAGUAGUGAACAAAACUAAGUGGCCUUCUCUUCAAGAAUAUUGUUUUAAUUAAAUUAUUGAAAUUCAAUAUAGAUGCUGUAGGUUCAAAAUGUUUACACAAAUUUUGUUUUUAAUAGCAGAUCACCAUUUUUCUUAAUGAAAUGUUACUGUAUUUGGGGUAGAAGAAAGUAUAUGUAGUUAUUCUUAAAAUUUAAAAUGGAAUUUGUGAAUUUUAAUACAUCAUGUACCAUGAUCUGUUUCUAAGACCAAAAUCAAUGAACUAUGAUUUUAAAAUUUGUCUGAUGAUGUAAUUCAUGGGUAUAACUUUUGUAAGACCAGGGGUUUAGAACAAAAAAAGAUCAGUGACUAGAAAUGUAUUUAUUAACUGACAAGAACUAAUAUUCCUGGUCACAGUUGCAACUUCAAUUUAAUUCAUCAUAGAGCAUAACCAUAUUACUUAUAAAAGUAAGUUUUCUUCUGAUUUCAUCUCAUUAAUUUUAUUUACUGUAAACGCUGUUAUUUUUGCGCGAUUAAUUUUUGGGGUUCUUAAAUUCGCGUUGCACCAAAUUCAGCCUGUUCAGAACAUGCAUAAGAAGUCAUGUUUAUAUUUUCACGGGUUCUCAAAUUCUCGGACGCCGACUUAAGCGCGAAAUCCGCGAAAAUUAAUGUACCGCAAAUAUUUCCGCGUUUACAGUAGUAUUCUUUUCAAUAAAUCUUAGCUUUGAUUGCUGUGAUUAUCUACAAAAAAGUACAUCUAUAUGUGUUUCUUCUUAUUACAAAUUUUGACUUCCAUAGAACAAUAUUUUUGAAACAGUUUUGACAGAAAACUAUUAUUAACAAAGAUUAUUAGGAAUAUUUUGUACAUAAGAACUUAAUGAAGAAAGGCAAAUGUACAUGUACAUCUAUUUUAAAGGAUAAUAUAUUUGCACUUUGGUAUAUUACCAAAAUCAUGAACCAAAGCUUUGAAUACCUUAUAUUCAUCGUGUAUAACAAAUAGUAUGUUCUUUAGUCUUGAAAAACAAUUAUAUAACUACAAAUAUAGUUUUCUAUGCAAUGUUUUUUCUAUGUACUAACAAUGUAAUCAUGUCUGCCGUCCUUGAUCAAAUGCCUCCUAAAUGUAUAUUUUGUAUAUUUGAUAAAUAAUGUAAAUUUGAAAUAAAUGAUAUAUCAUAUAAAUAA